CAUGACAAACAAGUAAAAAAGACGUCCUAAAAUAUUGCUGAAAUUUCCAUACUUUUCGUGUGUGUCAAAAAGAACCUGAUGCUGAUCUCUUAUUGUUUCAAGAAUUAGGAAGAUGAAUAGUGGUAAAUUGGAUGAGACUAUGGCUGAGUCUUCAAGCAGGUUCACAGUAAAAAAUUAUGUUGAUAUUGUGGAAAAGCAAAAGCAUCAGUACGAUGCAUUCUUCUGCCUUAAGUUAUGGAGACCAAAACCUAGCUUACAACCUGAAGCAACCAAAUUCAUCAUCGAAAAAAUACUUAACAGCCCACAGAUGAAGGACACUAUUCAUCAGUUUCUUCACGAAGGACACAGUAAUCUCAAAAAUUAUGAAGAAGUUGUUGCGCAAAUAAAAACCAUUUUGGAAGAUAUGGGUCAUACUUAUAAGUUUAGUACUGUUCGACUAAUUGGAUUUUUCCUUGCCAAGCUACUGAGAAAUCUCUAUCAGGGUGUGGCAAUUAACAAUGCUGGUGUCUUAAAGCUUAGUAAGGCAAUGUCCCAGGGACCUGUUUUACUUCUACCUACACAUCGAAGCUAUGCAGAUUUCUUACUCAUCUCAUAUUUGUGUUAUACUAUGGAUAUCCCGCUUCCUAUUAUUGCAGCUGGAAUGGAUUUUAAAGGAAUGAAGUUUGUGAAUCGGAUGCUUCAAAACGCCGGAGCUUUUUACAUCAGGCGUUCUUUUGGUCAUGACCAGCUUUACUGGGCUGUGGUGUCUCAGUAUAUACAAUACCAUAUCGUAAACUUUCAAGCCCCCAUCGAAUUUUUCCUGGAAGGAACACGAAGUAGGAACGGUAAAAGUUUACCCCCCAAGACAGGCCUGUUAUCUAUGGCGCUUGAACCUUAUUUUAGGGGAGAUGUGCCCGAUGUUCAGAUUUGUACCGUCAAUAUUAGCUACGAACGCACGCUUGAAGAAAAGCUAUAUGCGUACGAGACCCUAGGAGUCCCUAAGCCAAGAGAGAGUACCUCGGGUUUUCUCAGCGCUGUUGGCAAGAUCAGAGGGCAGAAUUAUGGUCAAAUCUACAUUAACAUCUCAGAUCCAAUUUCAGUUCGAGAUCAUAUUAGUAAGCGCACUGAACCAAAUUGGAACACUCCUUCGUUUCGCUUUUCGUUGAGUGAAUACGAAAAAGAUAGUAUUCACUGUUUGGCCUGGUCUUUGAUUCGUAAGCAGCAAAAAGAAGCUAUUACUCCGGUUUCCGCCAUUGUGAUGUCGGCGCUAACGGUGAAUAAACAGCUCGGAAUUGAGCAGCUCGCUCAGUUGGUCAUUCUGAUGAAUUCGCUGUUGGCAAAAUAUGGAACUCCGUGUCUAAUCCAGAAUGAAAGUGCAGUUCAAUCUGUCAAAGACUGUCUUGAUGUCCAUAAGCUAAUUAUUCAUCCUGCCACUGAUGGAUUGUUUAGUUGCCAGACAACACUCCGGGAAGGUGAAGACGUUCAGACGGAGGCAGCAAACCGUCUAGUUUUACAGCAGUAUACGAAUCAACUGCUAGGUCCUCUAAUCAAUGUUGCUGUGUUUAGCUUAAUCGAAGCCAGCGAUCCCCAAGAAUCUAAUAUCAUCAGUGAAUCUGCGUUUUUUGCAAAGUAUUUUAAAAACGAAUUUGUUUUGAUCGGCAACUUAACUCAACAGGAAUUGGCUUCCUUUCAAGAAAACAUAACGAACGAAAUGCUCAAAAGGAUAUUGCGUGCCUUACUCCAACCAUAUUUAGAAUCUUACUUUAUUAUUCUGAAUUUGAUUGUCAUGGGAUUUUCAACCAUCAGUGAACUUACGCUUCAAUACAGGAACAUGGUUAGCACUGCUUUGGAGGAGGGUGCUAGCAAAUUUCCUGAAAUAUUGGCAAUUGAUAAAAUAUAUCGGCAUGUACUCAACCUUGUAGCCAACGGUCAUCUUCGCGGAGUAAAAACGAAUCAAACUACGAGCUACCAUCAGAUAGAUGACAUAUCACCGAUAAUCGUUCACAUAGAACCUUACUUGGAUGAAGGACUAAAACUAUUUAUGACAUCGCGUCGUAAAAAAACUGCCGUAAUGCAAUCACAUCUUUAAAAGCAUUUUGUUGGCAAAACGCCUGCGUUGUAUUGUUUUCUCACGUAGACACAGUUGUGUCACAGAUAUUAAGGUGCUUUUUCGAUUUUCUCAAGGUAUUUCUUUCUUUCUUUGUCGAUUGUUUCAUUUGCAUAACUUAGAUCUUUGGCAGGAUCGUCGUCAUUCAGAUUACUAGUGACCGGCUGUAAUAGUAAACCAACAGAUUAUUUGUAUUUUAAAAUUAGUUGUAGCUAUUAUAAAUUCUGUAUCAACAUUUUCGCGGCUCAAGGGAUUGAAGCGUAAAUGGUGGUGGGUAUACAUUAACGAUUUUAAAUUUCACUUACCAAAUGAGCGAACUGUAUUUCAAAUGUGUUGUGUAAGUAGUUGAUAUCACUUUUAUUCUCACCACCUUUUGGAAUUAUUACAGGAGAACUCAAAUCGAAUCGAAGCGGAUGGCUAUGAGAUAAUAGGUUGUUUUAUAGAAAUCCAUGCCGUCCAAAGUCCGAAUCAUUACCUAAAUUUUGUUGUAAAUGCCAAGUGUGAAAAUAGAUCUUUAGCCACCUU
Molecule: messenger RNA, 2611 nt
Organism: Daphnia carinata
Lineage: Eukaryota; Metazoa; Arthropoda; Branchiopoda; Diplostraca; Daphniidae
Product: dihydroxyacetone phosphate acyltransferase-like
Exons: 13
Coding region: 113-2068 (651 amino acids)
Biological process (GO): ether lipid biosynthetic process
Cellular component (GO): peroxisomal membrane; mitochondrial membrane
Molecular function (GO): glycerone-phosphate O-acyltransferase activity
Source: RefSeq, a predicted model, not a curated record